UCCUCACAGCAGACUGGCACAAACCGGGAAGUCAUGGAACGCACCACAAACACACAGUGCGGCGUUCAGGGCCCAAACACGGAGGACUGCGCUGUGUGCCUGGACAAAAUUCAGGAUAAGAAAACGUUGAAGUGCCUUCACGCUUUCUGCUCUGACUGCAUCGACUCCGUUUUCAAGCAGAAGCCCGCCUGCCCGAUCUGUAACACUUACCACGGAGUGUACACGGGCACGCAGCCCGCGGGCACGAUGACGGUGACGCGGAGCUGGCAGAGGCUGCCCGGGUUCGAGGGCUGCGGUUCCAUCGUCAUCAGCUACCACUUCCCAGCGGGGAUACAGGGGCCUGAGCACCCAAAUCCUGGUGUCAGAUACAGCGGUACUUCUCGUACGGCCUUCCUGCCGGACUGUGCAGAGGGAGAGGGAGUCCUGCGGUUGCUGAGGAAAGCCUUCGACAGACGACUCAUCUUCACCAUUGGACAAUCUGCCACCACAGGCCUUAACAAUGUCAUCAUCUGGAAUGAUAUUCACCAUAAGACCAGCAUGGGAGGUGGUCCACAAUGUUUUGGAUAUCCAGAUCCAGAAUACUUGGUCAGGGUUCAGGAGGAGCUUCGUCUCAAAGGUGUGACAGAAGAUGACUGAUGACUGAAUCCCCCACAUUCAGCACUCAUCUUUAAAUAAGA
Molecule: messenger RNA, 677 nt
Organism: Thalassophryne amazonica
Lineage: Eukaryota; Metazoa; Chordata; Actinopteri; Batrachoidiformes; Batrachoididae
Product: probable E3 ubiquitin-protein ligase DTX3
Exons: 3
Coding region: 34-636 (200 amino acids)
Biological process (GO): Notch signaling pathway; protein ubiquitination
Molecular function (GO): metal ion binding
Source: RefSeq, a predicted model, not a curated record